Molecule: messenger RNA, 1050 nt
Organism: Ceraceosorus guamensis
Lineage: Eukaryota; Fungi; Basidiomycota; Exobasidiomycetes; Ceraceosorales; Ceraceosoraceae
Exons: 2
Coding region: 1-1050 (349 amino acids)
Source: RefSeq, a predicted model, not a curated record
AUGACAGCGCAUUCAUUCGCUUCUGGCAAGGUGGAGAUGCAUCUUGACUCGCUGCCAAGACGCGCAGAGGAUCUGACCGAAUCCUCAUCCAGGCCCUCUGCCGAUCUGUCCGGAACGCUGCUCUUGUCCAAAGAUGAACCGCCAGCUCAGCUGGCAGAGACUGGAGCAGCAAUAGGGUCUAGUACAACGGUAUUUUUCGACCAGUGUCAUGCGAUGGGCCCGGCCCGAUCGGAUGGCGAAUUGAGCAGAAGGUCUGCAGAUCGGGCUUUGCCAAUCAUCGUUGCCGGUUCUCCUCUGGCCAAGCUCGUAUGUUAUGACUGCGAAGGCUUGAAUCUCACACUCAGGUCUCGUCUCCUCACCAGUUCUGCAGAAAUCUUUCGCUGCUCGAACCUCACGCUCACAGUAGACGUCACACGACCGAUUGAAGAUGAGAGUGCGGCAGACGUUCAUCACCUUCCACGCUCGAUGCAUGCCGCGCAGGCAGGGAUGGCUUUGCCGUGGAGGCUAGGGGCAUUGCAGCUGGAUCCGCCUCUAGAGAAUGUCACCAUCGUUUUCCAGGAUGCGGGCAUGUGCGGAGAGGUCAUCUUGACCUCCUCGGGUGCGAAUGCUCAUCCACACGAAGCAUCUGCAGAUCACGCGCCAUCGAGGCAAGCUGCAAGUUCCGACGAUACCAGCGCCGCCGAGCCGCAUUGUGAUUUGCGCCUGGCAGGUUUCAAGAAUGUCACCAUCCUCGUGCGCGCUCCUCAAACAGCCGAAGGCUCGCGCCUCGGUAACGAUGCUCGUUGCUUGGCAUUUCGCAUCGACGAGCCCUUGACGCGACCACCUUCUUCGAGUGAAGAGGUCCAAGCUGUCCAAACAGUCACUUCGGCCCAAGCGGACCAGUACCAUCUGCGCCUCGUCAGCGUCCAUGACCAGCGAUUCGACGGUUGGCCCUCUUGGUCUUGCGAAGCGCUCCAAAGAGCGGCGGGAACGCGCGGUUACGUCAGCUUGGGAGACAAUCCACCUCGAGCUGCCCGACGUCGGAGCAUCGACUCUGGCGUUGGCCUCUGA